AUGGCAUCAAUCCUCCAGCACGCGCGACGAGUGGCAUGGGACAACCACAAGGGUGAUCAUAUCUCCGGUCAUGCCAUCAGAAAGCUGUCACGAUCGGAUCCGUUGUCUUUAUUUGUCGAAGCAUUAGAAGCAGAUGGCUGCGUGAUAGUCAAGGACUUUACCGACAAGGCUGCGCUGGAGAAAGCCGACUGGGAGGUACGGCCGUGGCUUGCUCAGCAAGCAGAUGGUGUGAAAGUGGGCGGCAAGUUCCCUCCAUUGUGUCAAACUGCCGCUCUUCUAUGUACUGACUGGCUUCAAGCGCUUCAAGGCAACACAAGAACGGUGACCAGACUCAUUGGAAAAAGCGCAACAGUGAGGGAGAAGUUCUUUGCCGAUCCCCUCUACCAAGCUCUGUGCGAACAUUUUCUGGCACUUGAGACAACCCAUUACUACGGGAACAAGCCCGUCACGACAACUAGCCACCCGCUUCUCUCAAUAUCGAUUGCAUUUGAUAUCCCGCCGGGAACGCCUGCGCAAGGCCUUCACCGCGACGACAAGAAUCACCAUGCUCGCCAUAGUCAUGCCGACAAAUACGCAAAAGGCCGCGACUUGCUGCUAGGACUGUUUGUUCCAGCGUGCGACACAGUCAAGGCCAACGGCGCGACCAGAGUCGUCCCUGGCAGCCAUCUAUGGGGCGAUGAGAUGCCCGACUUUGGCGCCGACGGAACUCGUGGAGUUGUUGACGCAGAGAUGCACGUGGGAGAAGCCUUCAUCAUGCUGGGAAGUCUUUAUCAUGGAGGUGGAGCGUAUGAGAAGCCGCUGGGGUCAGCAAAAGACGGUGCCAGAGAGAGCAGGACAGUUUAUGCUAUGUUCUCAUGCACUGGCGUGCACCGGCAGGAAGAGGUAUCGUUUCUGUCAUAUUCCGUCGACGAGGUCAAAACAUACUCGAAGAUUGUGCAAGAACGUCUAGGGUGGAAGCAGAGCGAGCCAAAUCUAGGCUGGGUCGACCUGAAGAGUCCAGAGUUCCUGCUGGCGCAAUGA
Messenger RNA from Fonsecaea multimorphosa CBS 102226, 1020 nucleotides. RefSeq lists its product as uncharacterized. The transcript has a single exon. The coding region runs from base 1 to 1020 and encodes 339 amino acids. The record is from RefSeq and is a predicted model, not a curated record. Lineage: Eukaryota; Fungi; Ascomycota; Eurotiomycetes; Chaetothyriales; Herpotrichiellaceae.